AUGGCUUUGUACUCCAACCUCACGCACCCCGUCAACGAUAUCUGGUCUUGCCCGGAGUUGAGUGGCAUCCUAGCGGGUCUCUACGAUGCAGCCAAAACUUCUCGUCGAGAGAGACCGUCAUCAACUUUCUGGAGGGCCUACUUUGGCCGAGCUCUUCCCUUGGAUGAAUUCGAGGCAGUAGCCGAAGAAAACCCAGACAGCUCAGGGAGGAGUGUCGACGUCUUCAUCAACCGCUACCUUCCUCAUACACAUGAAAUCAGACUUCAAUGCCCGGUGGAAGUGAAAAGAGACAACGGCAACAUCGAGGAAGCCGAACAGCAAGCACAAGAUGCGUGUUAUCGAGCCAUGCGCAGGCACAAACUCAGCCAUAUGUUUGCGAUAACAACAGACGCGACUCGGUUCCGUUGUUGGAUGGUUGAAAAGGGAAAGAAAACGCCCUAUUUCCCGCUCACACCAAUAGAUGGUGGCGAAGCACGUCUGGGCCACCGGAAAUCGUACAUUGAGAUUCACUCCGAUCAAGGGGAGGGUGUCAUGAAAUCCUUCCUGGAGCAGCUCUACAACAACCGGCCUCUAGUGGCGACCCAAACCUCCCAAACCCGAGAGGCUCCACUUCAGCCCGCUGGUCAGCAGUACGGAGAGAGCACAGUACCAUCGUACCAGCAGCAAUAUUACGAUGCUGAAAUCCAAUUCUAUGAUCAGAUCAAGAGCAUUACCUUUGAGCCUCACUGCUUCCAUUUUGGUCAUGGCGUUUCGGUUCACAAUUGCUUCAGCCGUUAUUGCCAGUUCUUCCGCCAUCACGGUCGUCGCAUACCCCAUUUCCACCCCGGUUGCUACGAAUUCGCAACCCGUACCCAAGGGCCAUCCCUAGACGAGCACUUCUUGGCUGCGACGGAUUAUUCUUUCGAGCCUUCUUGGGCACAAGAGUCGCGCCGGAGGAAGUUCUUGCGUCGGUUCUGCGUAGAAACACUCCGAAACCCCAGGUCUGAAUUUCGCUGGCCUGAAGAACUGCCAACAGAGCUUUGGUCGAAGAUCGCAUCCUUUGUGGUAAGCGAGCUUGCUACCGCCCUGGACGACUUCAAAUGGGCCACGCGAGGGGCUGUACACGAGGCCGUUGACCUUUCGGCCAAAGUCUAUGCGCAAUACGUUGCAAUUGAUGGCAUCGUUUACCUCCAAGGCUUAAGCAAUGAGCAGCUUCCAGGGGCCUUUCUGCGGUUUGACUACGACCGCACGACAAAACUACCGGUACAUGUCGACGUUGGGAGUGAUCACCUGGGAGUGACGUGCUUCCGUUUCGUUUUGCCGAACGAUAGACCGGGAGAUAGGGUCGUACCUACACCGGGUCUGUGGUGGAAGCGUAUCUCCAGGGCCGACGGAAUCCACAGCUUAAGAAUCCAGAGCGAUGGCCUGAAAGUCGUCAAGCUCCAGUGCGACACGGGGCCGACCUCAUCUCCGCUCAGGUCUCAAUCCCGCAUGCAGGACACCAUAUCAUCGGUUCGUUGGUCUGUUCCUGGAAUACAAGCCGAUGUUGCGUUACUCGAUCUGGCCACCUGCGGUCCGGUGUCGGGAGACUUGUCAUCACUACGAAUGCAACAUAUCUGGUGUAACUCCCCGGCAGUGAAAGGAUAUUCUGCUCGCUGUUCGCAUUAUUCUGUUUCCCGUCUUCUGUGUCACAUUGAAAACGAGGAUCCCGGCAAGGUUUACCAGCAAGCCGAUUCCAACCAAGAUGAUCAUGAUGUCUGGAUAUACCUACCAAUCGACGAGGGCGAACGUACCCAAACGAUUUCCUGGAGGACGACGGCGAACCAGACACCUGGAACGGAUGUUGAUUUGGCCCUUUUCUUUUCUACAGAUCGGGAGAAGGCAGUCCUGUUUGGAUGGCAUGUACCGCCCCCAGACGUUCACCAGUGCGACUUCUACCAGGUGCGCCAUUUGCCUAACGCGGCGUCGCGCUUAUACUUGAACGUUCCCGAAUCCACCCCGAAGCCUGAAAUAUACAUUAUCGGUCUGGAGAAUGCCCUCGAUUACCGACGCAUUCCGUACCCGCGGCCACUUGUACCGCUAUCGCCGCAGCCAGAUAUUGACCAACCUCUCCGUUGGUAUCAUUCUUCUUGCCUUUUAGACGACGUCAGAACGAUCACGGCUUAUAGGCCCCAUGUGUGGUCUCCCAUCCUAGGCAUUCUUGUCCGCUACAAUAAUGAUCAUAGCAUGGCCGUUGGGCAGGUGAGACUUGACUGGCUGCAGGAGACAUAUUGCGUCCAUGGAGAUAACAGCAAGGCUUUCUUGGGAAUUGGCGUGAUCGACGUUGCCAAUCCAGACCGAGGCACUGCUGAACAGUACAGCGUUAUCACCAAUAUCGGUGUCGAUCCUGAUCAUGCGACAUCCCGGAGCACGGUAGCACUUGUCUUGGAAGGGUCACUCGAUUGGUGGUUUACGAGCCACUUCUACUGUAUUCGACAAUGCAAAGGGGGCAAGUUUUGGCGUAUUUGUGAUCGGUUGGAUAACUUUCAAAGCCGGAUAACUGGUUAG
Anthostomella pinea is the source of this 2526-nucleotide messenger RNA. NCBI's taxonomy places the organism in Eukaryota, Fungi, Ascomycota, Sordariomycetes, Xylariales, Xylariaceae. The record is from the annotation of a GenBank genome assembly.